CACCGGGGAGGAGUCUGAGAGUCAGGAGCAGGACAGACUGAAGGACAAACACUCAGACGAGACACAGAACAUACACCACGAGCCCAACAAUAACAACCAGAAAACAGAAGAAAAACCAGACGAUCAUCUGAUCUUCUGACCAUCUGUCAGGACAGACGAAGGAAAUGGCUGCGUCUGCGUCGUCUGCGGUGGCUCGCCGCGUCCUCGCCGCUGCAUCGCACGGAGGCCACGAGGGAGGAGUUAAGACGUGGAGAAUCCUGACGUUCGUGCUGGCGUUACCAGGCGUGGCGGUGUGCAUGCUAAACGCUUACCUGAAGCACCAGGCUGGCUCCCACGAGCAGCCCGAGUUCGUCCCAUACCCUCACCUGCGCAUUCGCACCAAGCCGUGGCCGUGGGGUGACGGAAACCACUCGCUGUUCCACAACGCUCACACCAACGCUCUGCCCACCGGCUACGAGCACUCGCACGACCACCACUGAGCAACAGCACCGCCCGGAGGUCACGUGUGGAACUGCGCAACCUAAACCUACUGCAUGAACAGAAAAGUUUAACCUUGACUGAAAUAAAAAUUUUAAAAAAACAUAACGGCGUUAAAGUGGAGAGGCGUUUUUAUUUUUCUUAUCACACGAGGAAACUGGCCUCAGAUAUCUUAAUACACUUAAUACACUCUGUGUUUGUGUGUGUGUGUUUACAAAAAUUAAGGAAUGAAAAAUAGAACAUAAACUUUACUCUAUCCCUGACAUAAUCGCACAACUGUACAACGGCACAAGCUACACCCGCGUAUAUAUCUUAUAUUACAACAACAUGAGUAAGGAAAUCAAAUCGCUCUUCGAUGCAGCAUCGUUAACGUAUAGAAUAUAUCACAGGUCCAUAUGACGAGUCACUCCUGAAUGUUACGCUAUACACGUGGUAUUCAAAAAUAAUAAUAAUCAGAAUCAUAAUACAUACAAUAAAUCAGGAAUGGCACAUUUUACAAACAAAAAAGGGGAGUAACUGGAUCACAACAUUCAUAAAAAAAAAAAAAAUA
Messenger RNA from Ictalurus punctatus (channel catfish), 1027 nucleotides. RefSeq names its product cytochrome c oxidase subunit 6A, mitochondrial. Gene Ontology annotation, biological process: mitochondrial electron transport, cytochrome c to oxygen. Gene Ontology annotation, molecular function: enzyme regulator activity. The record is from RefSeq and is a predicted model, not a curated record. The transcript is spliced from 4 exons. NCBI's taxonomy places the organism in Eukaryota, Metazoa, Chordata, Actinopteri, Siluriformes, Ictaluridae. Gene Ontology annotation, cellular component: mitochondrial inner membrane. The coding region runs from base 165 to 479 and encodes 104 amino acids.